Molecule: messenger RNA, 1344 nt
Organism: Durio zibethinus
Lineage: Eukaryota; Viridiplantae; Streptophyta; Magnoliopsida; Malvales; Malvaceae
Product: bidirectional sugar transporter SWEET7-like
Biological process (GO): carbohydrate transport
Cellular component (GO): membrane
Molecular function (GO): sugar transmembrane transporter activity
Source: RefSeq, a predicted model, not a curated record
UCACUCAUUCCUCUUUGUAUAUAUAUGUGUGCAAACUCAUAGACGUCUCAUCCAUUUCCGUUCUCUGUUGAAAAUCUCCAUAAAAACGAUCCCUUUUGCACUCUCUCGACCCUUUUUCUUCCCCUUUUUCUUACUGUCUCAUUAAUUCCUCUACAGCUAGCUCUAGUCACAGCCGUAGCCAUGGUCGCUCACCUAGUCAACACUAUCCGAAAUGUAGUUGGGAUCACAGGGAAUGUUAUCUCACUCUUCCUGUUCUUGUCUCCAGUGCCAACUUUUGUUAGAAUUUGGAAGAAAGCGUCAGUGGAACAGUUCUCCCCAGUCCCAUACCUAGCAACCUUAAUCAAUUGCAUGCUUUGGGUUAUUUACGGGCUGCCUAUGGUGCACCCUAACAGCACCCUGGUUAUAACCAUCAAUGGCACAGGGACAGCCAUUGAGGUCGUGUACCUAACUCUCUUCCUGAUAUUUUCUCAUGACAAGAAAAAAAGACUCAAAGUGCUGUUAAUCUUGCUGGUUGAGCUAAUUUUCAUUGCCGUUGUCACCACUCUGGUUCUUACCAUAGUUCACACCACUGAACGCCGGUCCAUGGUCGUUGGAAUUUUAGCAAUUUUGUUCAAUAUCAUGAUGUAUGCUGCGCCUUUAUCCGUCAUGAAACUGGUGAUCUCGACGAAAAGUGUGGAGUAUAUGCCAUUUUUCCUCUCCCUGGCUUCCUUUGCCAAUAGUGUUGCUUGGGUGACUUAUGCUUUACUCCCUUUUGACCCUUUCAUUGCUAUUCCAAAUGGACUGGGCACAUUGUUUAGUUUAGCCCAGCUGUUGCUGUACGCCACAUAUUACAAGUCCACAAAGAGAAUAAUAGCAGCAAGAAAAGAGGCCAAGAUCGAGAUGCAUCUGUCGGAGGUGGUCGUCAAUGGAAAUGAUGGUCCCAAGAAGACCGCCAGAGCAUCUUAAGAGACCCGUCCUUCUGCAUCUGCAAUAUAACCAUAUCCACCCAAUUAUAUAUAUAAAGAGAGUUUAUUUUUGUUAUGAACAUCACCAUAUACAUGGUGCUAUAUCCAGCAGCUUGUCACCAAAUCAUUUUCCGUUCAAGUCAUGUGUCACUAUUUUUGCCUCUUUUUUUCUUUUGUUAAUGUAUCGUCUAUGUCGUUUUAGUUUCAUGAAAAUUAUUAUUAUGUGGCCCAACUUACAUAUGUAACCCUAGGGUUUUCUCCUAUCCCAUAAUAAGAGGUAGCUUCAAAUUUCAUAUUGAGCAGAUUUUUCUUUCUUUUUAAGGAUUGCAUGUAGUGAAAAGUUACAAGGUUGAGAUCCACUUGGAAGAAUAAGGCAAAAAAAAAAAAGAAAUCUCAUUGU